CCUGGGGCGCAUAUUCGGAAGAUAUCGCCAUCGGCCCGCAGCAGCAGCAUGGGACGAAACGGAUCGAAGCGCCGGCGCGGCCGCCAUGCCGAGGCGAUCGACGUGGAAGACCAUGAGGACGAGGGCGACCGCAUGGACAUCCUUGCUCGGCUGCCACAGAGGGUGCGAGGAAGGGUGCAUGAUGAUGACCCGCAUGGCAACGAUGCUUCAUAGGACGACACGAUGGAAGAGGACGACGCGGACGAGUACGAAGAAGCGGUUGACGGUGAAGAAGAAGCAGUCGACGAUGGUGAAGGUGGCGAGAGCGAUGUCGAGGAGAAUGAGAACGACGACGACAAUGACGAAGAAGACGACGACGACGAUGAGGCAGCGCAAGAGGUUGCACCGACGUAUCCGCGGCGAUCACGACGCCACUCGCACAACCCCACAGACGAAGACGACGACGUCGUUGUCAUCGAGACGAACCGGCGCACGACGCAUGACCGAGCCGAGCACCGAGCCGCGCGUCGAUCGUCGCAUCGAUCGUCGCUUGCCGACGACAGCGAAGUGGAUGCUGCUUUUGCAGCUGAAGAGUCGCGCCGGGCGCGUCGUGCACGACGCGACGAAGUCAUGGACGUGGACGAAGCACCCGCUGCAACGUCGCGCAGCACCCGACGGAAUCGUCGCGCCGUCCACGAAGAUGAUGCAGUCGAUGAGAACGAGGACGAGGACGAGGACCAUGGGCAUCGCCUCGAGCGCUCGUCGCGACGCCGCACACGCCGGUCCAACGACGUUCACGAUGACGAAGACGAGGACGAGGAGACGCCACCGACGACCAAAGCCUACACGUUCCGGAACCGAUCGCAGCGCCACUUUCGCUACACGCCAGACGAGCCUGUGAAGCGCUUGAAGCGCGAGCCCGUCGUCGACGACGGCAACCAGUCAUCCGAGAGUACGCGGCAAACGCAAGCGAUGGACCGGGCGCGGCGCUACGCGUUGCGGCAGCAGCAGCACCACGAGGACGGGUUUCUCGAACAAGCUGCGACCGGCGCGCUCCACAAGCCGAGCCGCCGACGCCCGAAGCGUAUCCGCGAGCUCUUGGACGAAGUCGAGUCGCUUCACGCGGGCAGCGACUCGCCGCCGCCAUUGAACUUGAGUGCUGGCUACUCGCUCCGCAACCGCAACACGAUCCGGCGGACGGUCUCGACGUACGAGACGCUGGCAGCAGCCGAGACGCGGCCAUCGUCCAAGACGUCGAGCAACCCGUACAGCGACUAUUUGAGCCGGCGCAGCAAGAAGGAGUACGAACCGCCGCGCCAUCGUCGGCAACGCAAACCCGCAGGCAGCUCAUCGGACGACGACGACGAAGACCGCAUCGUCAAGCGCCACAAGCGCGAAGUGCACGCGAUUUUGCCCCUCAACGACACCUCGGGCAAGAACGGGCAGCUGCGCGCGGACGUGGCGCCGAUCGAGAUCGACAAGUCGGUCAACUGGGACUCGGUCGGCGGUCUCCACUCGCACAUCAACGCACUGAAGGAGAUGGUGCUUUUGCCGAUGCUAUACCCCGAGUUUUACACCAAGUACGGCGUCACGCCGCCGUCCGGGGUCCUCUUUUACGGCCCACCGGGCACGGGCAAGACGCUCAUGGCGCGCGCGCUCGCCAACAGCUGCACGGACCAGCACAUUACGUUUUACAUGCGGAAGGGCGCUGACUGCUUGAGCAAGUGGGUCGGCGAGGCCGAGCGCCAGCUGCGGCUCCUCUUUGAACAAGCCAAGCGCACGCAGCCUUCCAUCAUCUUUUUCGACGAGAUCGACGGCCUUGCGCCCGUGCGCAGCGCCAAGCAAGACCAGAUCCACGCUUCGAUCGUCUCGACGCUGCUGGCUCUCAUGGACGGUCUCGACGGCCGCGGUCGCGUCAUUGUGAUCGGCGCCACCAACCGGUUGGAUGCGAUCGAUCCUGCCCUACGCCGCCCCGGCCGCUUUGAUCGCGAACUCGGGUUCACCUUGCCCAACGUGGAGGACCGCGCUGCGAUGCUGCAGAUCCACACCAAGUGCUGGCAGCCGCCGCUCGCACCGACCUUUCGCAUGGAGUUGGCCAAGCAGCUGCAUGGCUAUUGUGGCGCCGACAUCAAGGCCCUCUGCGCCGAGACCGCUCUCGUCGCGCUCCAUCGCACGUAUCCGCAAGUGUAUGCGAGCACGGCCAAGCUCGCGAUCGACGCGUCUUCGAUCCAGAUUUCUCGCGCGGACUUUCACGUUGCCUUCCGAAAGGUCAAGCCCGCUUCCCACCGCAGCCACCAAACGCUCGCGCAGCCGCUGCCGACCAUGCUUGCCCCACUCCUCGAGGAUGCUCUGGAAGCCCUUGUCGAAAAGAUUGCGGCCGCGUUCCCGAUUGCGACCCAGUCGUUUGAUCGGUCGGCCACGCCAGCGGCCCACGCAGGCGCGUCAUCGGGUCCGUCCAUUUUCCUCGCCGAGCACCACGAUGCGUCGUGCCAUGCGUGCGGUCUCGACGUCGGCGACGCACCUGCUCUGCGCUGCGAGACGUGUCCGCGCUCGCUGCACGCGGCGUGCGCUCCGAUGUCGGGUAUCGUGUGUAGCGGCUGCGCCAUGAGUGCACUUGUCGUACUGCCGGCGCAGUUUGCGAGUGCCCAGGCGACGCGUGUUCUGGUGCACGGCGCCGAUGGCAUGGGCCAGAGCCCACUCCUUGCUGCGCUCUUGCACCGCUUUGAGCGCCUCCUCGUCUUUUCGCUGGACCUGCCAUCGCUCUUGAGCGACAUCAACCACCACAACCUGGAAGAAGCCAUGCUCGGGCAGCUCAAGGAGGCCAAGAAGAGCACCCCAAGCAUCGUUGUCUUGCCGAACGUGGACGUGUGGUGGCACCACACAAGUGUGACGGCGCACGCGCUUUUGGAGAUGUUUUUGCGUGACUGCCAACACUUGCCGCUGCUGUUGCUUGCUACGUCGUCGACACCGAGCGCGUCACUCCCAGCCGAGCUGCAGCGCCUUUUUGGCGCUGCCUCGACGGUCGCCGUUGCUGCGGAGCCCCCGUCAACAGCGUCACGCCGCCGGCUUUUCCAAGCCGUGUUUGCCGCCUUUACGCGACCGCCCGUCAAGGCCCUCAAAGCGCCGGCGCCGAUUCCGCUGUUGGCGCCGGUGGUGGCGCCCAUCAAGGAAGACGUGAUCGUUGUCGACGACGGGCUGACGCUGCGGCACGAGCAGGAAGCGCACCACUUGCGCGAGCUGCGCAUCUUUCUCGGGAUGGUCAUCGACUAUUGCAUGGAGCAGAAGAAGAACGCGCCGUUCUUGUACCCGGUCGACCCGGACGACGUGCCGUCGUACUACAGCGUCAUUACGCGCCCCAUGGACCUGAGCUUCAUGCGUGAAAAGGUCAACGACGGCGAGUACGACACGUACGAAAGCUUCCUCAAGGACAUCCAGCUCAUCGUGCGCAACGCCAACGAGUUCAACCCGCGCGGCUGCCCAACGCGCUACGUGGCGCACGCGGCGGCGGCCAUGCAAGACAAUGUCAUGAGCUUUGGCCACCGUUUCCGGCAGCAACAGGGCUACGACUUGUUUGCCAAGUGCCGCGAGAUCAGCAAGCUGCGUGAGAAGGAGGCUGGCAAGCCGCGCAAGCGGCGCUUCGCACCCGCACGCAAAUCGCAGCGCAUCAUGGAGGACGGCGACGAGGGCGGCGAAAACGAAGCAACCAACGAGGCGACCGUCGACGAGCCAACACCCGAGCAGCCGGACGCGACGCCGGAAGCAUAUGCAUCGUUCGAGGUCGGCGACAAGGUGUUUGUGGAGAGGCGCACGAUGCCAGGCAUGAACAAGCUCGGUGGCGCCGGCAUUGUCACUGACGUCCACAUGAGCACGGACGACGACGACGACGUGCCGUACUAUUCCGUCAAGUACGUCGUCCUCGGCGGUCUGGAGAAGCGGAUUCAUCCCAAGUACCUCCGCCUGCUGACCGACGACGUGCUGAAAGACUCUUUUGAGAUCAAGCGCUCGGACCCGUCGCUAUCGACGAGCUCGGCAAAACACCCGGCGCAGCCGAGCACCGCGUCGCUCGAGAAGCACCAUUUCGACACGGUGCUCUGGCCGACGCUGUACCAAGAAGGGUGGGAGCGCGUGCCGUGGGCCGACCCGACCAGCGAGAAACCAAAGUGGAUCCUUGUCUCGACCGUGCCGCCGUCGGCGCCCGAUGUGUGGACCAAGGACUUUAUGGACUCGGUGCAGAAGGACCUUGUGUGGUUUACGUCCCGCAAAGCAGCGCUGGCGUACAUCAAGUCGGACGCGGAGCUCUCGGCCAAGUGCUUUGGCCAACGCUUUUUAGACGAGAACGCGACGACGCCGGUGAGCCCUCGCCACGCCUCCAAGGCGCGUCUCGAGGACGAACAGCGGCAAGUCGCCGAGACGUUUCGCAUGGCGCAGGAAGACAAGCCGGCUGUUGAGGCGAUAGUGGUCGAGACUCUGGUCGACGACGAAGCGAGCUGCGACCCGCCGUUCGUCUGCGACGAGGUGGCCAUGUCGGAAAUGCUUAACAUGAUGGUCGACAAGACGGACGGAUGGUCGGUCGACACGCUCGUCGCCGAAGUGCACGCGCUGCAUCUGCUCGGGGCCGCCCACGAAGCCGCGUUUGAUCGCACCGCGCUCCUCGAGGCGGUCACCACGCGCGUCGCUGCCCACUAGAAACUGCAUUGUACAGCGUUCUUGAUAACUAGAGAAGGGUCGCUUGCUUCAACUGCAGGCACCCACUUCAACUUCGACGUGGCCCUCAAAUGAGGCGCUUUUUACACUUGA
This is a messenger RNA of Saprolegnia diclina VS20, 4776 nucleotides long. RefSeq lists its product as hypothetical. The transcript has 9 exons. The coding region runs from base 223 to 4665 and encodes 1480 amino acids. The record is from RefSeq and is a predicted model, not a curated record. Gene Ontology annotation, cellular component: nucleus. Gene Ontology annotation, molecular function: ATP binding; ATP hydrolysis activity; chromatin binding. Lineage: Eukaryota; Oomycota; Saprolegniomycetes; Saprolegniales; Saprolegniaceae. Gene Ontology annotation, biological process: positive regulation of transcription by RNA polymerase II.